Molecule: messenger RNA, 1281 nt
Organism: Vicia villosa (hairy vetch)
Lineage: Eukaryota; Viridiplantae; Streptophyta; Magnoliopsida; Fabales; Fabaceae
Exons: 1
Coding region: 1-1281 (426 amino acids)
Source: RefSeq, a predicted model, not a curated record
AUGGAAAAAGGAAUCCUUUCUACAUUGAUCCAAUUCUAUGAUGCAUUGUAUCAUUGCUUCAUCUUUCCUGAUUAUAAAUUGCUACCAACCAUGGAAGAAUAUUCAAGCAUCAUUGGAUUGCCUAUUAUUGGAAGGAUUCCCUUCACUAGUUUAGAAAAAUAUCCCAAGUCUCAUGAGAUUGCAAAGUUUACUUACUUGAGGAAAGAUGAGAUUGAGAAGAACCUGGUUACUAAAGGAGGAUUACCUAGGUUUCCUGUUGAGUUCUUGAUUGAGAAAGCCCUCACCUUGUUACAAGAAAGAAGAAAAGAUGACUUUGAGGCUGUGUUUGCUCUAUUGGUCUAUGGAUUGUUUCUGUUUCCAAAUACUGGCAACUUUGUUGAUAUGAUUGCUAUUAAGAUCUUUAUGAAAGGAAACCAUGUUCCUACCUUGAUUGGGGACACUUACUACUCCAUCCAUCUAAGAAAUUCCUAUGGAAAAGGAAUGGUUACUUGUUGUACUCCUAUGCUAUACAAGUGGUACAUCUCUCAUCUGGCUGACACCCAUGAGUUCUGGCGUCACAAAGAAGGACUAAGUGGGCCACACAAGAUCAUGACUCUUACCAACACUGAUAUUGUUUGGAAUAACAAUCACUUUUGUAGGAUGAAGACUUUGGAUUGCUGUGGUGAUUUCCCUAAUGUGCCCCUCAUUGGUACAAAAGGAGGAAUCAGCUAUAGCCCUGUGUUAGCUCGUCGUCAAUUUGGCUUUCCUAGGGAAAAAGAGCCAAGGAACAUUUUAUGGAAUGGGUUCUUUCUUGAAGAAAAGGUUGAAAACAAAGAGUUUAGGGAAAGGAUUGCUAAUGCUUGGAAUCCAAUCCAUAGGAAGGAAAUUAAAGAUUGGAAGACAAAAGGAGAUCUUUCACCUGAGCCUUUUGAAAGCUGCAUUGGUUCAAGAGCUGUUGAACUUAGGAUGCCCUGUCUCCCUGGGACAUCUCUACCUCCUGUUAGGAAGUCUCCUCCAUCUGUUGUGUCUCCUCCAACAAUUGAAGACCUCCAAGAAGCUCUAAGGAAGAUGAAGAAGUCAAGAGAUCAUUGGAAGAAGAAGUUUGAAUACUCUGAAGCUGAGUUAGGAAUGAUGGAAGAGUCCUAUGGUGAUCUAAUCAAGGAGAAAGAUGAUCUACUGUUCCUCCAAGAUGGAUGGCUCAUAAAGAAGGAUGCUACCAUUGCCAAGUAUGCAAGAGAAAAAAAGAAAGAAAGAAGAAGAAGCACUCUCUCCAAAAGAAGCUGCAUGGAAGAGUAUUAUUGA